This is a messenger RNA of Bacillus rossius redtenbacheri, 3368 nucleotides long. Its product is annotated as mutS protein homolog 5-like. Gene Ontology annotation, molecular function: mismatched DNA binding; ATP binding; ATP-dependent DNA damage sensor activity. The transcript is spliced from 20 exons. Gene Ontology annotation, biological process: chiasma assembly; mismatch repair. Lineage: Eukaryota; Metazoa; Arthropoda; Insecta; Phasmatodea; Bacillidae. Gene Ontology annotation, cellular component: nucleus. Bases 474 to 2966 code for a protein of 830 amino acids. The record is from RefSeq and is a predicted model, not a curated record.
GUAUAAAUGUUAAGCACAAACAUCGAAUGACUUAAUUGCUAAUAGAGCGAUUGGAAACAAGUGUCAGGAAACUAUCAAAGUGGAAGUUUUAUAACGUGCAAUUUUUCUGAAGUAACGGAACGGUUGUUUUGGAUUUAAUGAUAAGUUUAUGAUCAUAUCAUGGAAAAUAGCCUAGUAUAACGGAAAGUAACUAACUUUUUUUUGUUCGCCGCCGUCGUAGGUUGCCGCCAUUAUUCGAACUAAGUUUUGAGUUGUUUUUUUUAAAUAAAAAAUCUUUUGAUCUUGUACCGGUGAAUGUAAUUAUUUGAUAGUUGAGUGAGAGAUAGCUUGAAGUUGAAAGUUUUAGGGAAUAAAAAUUGAAACAUUUUUUGAUCAAGUUGUAAGAUUUUCUAACAACCAAACCGUUUCUAAACACACUAGAAAAGUGUUGAUUUGUUGAACGAGAAAAAGAAACUAUUUAUUUAUUGUUAACAAUGUCAGAAACGCUUACUUCGGUUUCUCGGUCAAGUGUUGCCGGACUGUCAGAAGAGAGCGUUGAAGAUCUCAAUGAAGAUGAGACAUCAGUUCAGGAUGAUGUUCAACAUUUAUCUUCAUCAGAUGCUCAUCCUAAUGAUGUGAUCCUGUGCGUGGUGUGGAAGAGAGGCAUGCUGGGUGCUGCUUCGUACAGCGUGGAAACCUCCGAGGUGUCGGUGUUGGCGGACAUUGUAGACGUGAACCCAGACUUCAACAUGCUGAAGAGCCUGUACUACCAGGUGCAGCCCAGCAAGGUGGUGACCUUGUACGGACUGGCAGAGCCCUUCACGUCCGCGGUGAGGGCCCUGGUGACACCAGGGGACGAGGGGGGUUCCGCGACCAGCGGGGCUCUCAUCUUCCUGCCCUCCAAGGAGUGCAAGCUGCAGGCGUGCCGGGCGCGAGUGAUGUCUCUGCGGCUGCCCUCCGAGCCGGCAGACGCCAGCGAGGACGAGCACGAGCGCUUCCUGCAGUCGGUGCUGAACCUGGGGGCGGAGACCAUGGUGACGGCCCUGGGGACGCUGCUCAGGCACCUGGACGCCGCGUGGCCCGCGCUCAGCCUCACCGCCGAGGCCAGCGCGCCCGUCCUGCUGCUCACCAACAUGCUGCUGUCGGACAUAGUGACCAUGGACGCGGAGACGUACGAGGCCUUGCAGGUGUUCAGCCACAAGAUGCACCCCUCCUGCUUCAAGAUGUGGUCCCCCAGCAGCGACAAGGAGGGCCUCAGUGUGUACGGCCUCUUCAACCGGUGCCGCUCCCGAGUCGGCAGCAACUUCAUGAAGGUGAUGUUCCUGCACCCGACGCGCGACGUGGGCGUGCUGAAUGGCCGCCUGGACGUGGUGCAGUUCUGCAUGCAGCCCAGGAGCGACGAGGUCGUCAAGAACAUGACCCAGUGCCUGAAGCACGUCAGGAGCGUCGCCAAAAUUGUGACAAUACUGUCGAAACAAAAUUCACCAGUACGUGAUUGGAAAAUUCUGCACAGAACAAUCUACCAUUUAGUGCUUCUUCAUGAACUUUGCUCAAGAUACAAGGAUGAGGCGGCACUCUUCACUAAGAUUGCAUCAUUUGAAAUGAAGGCGUUGAGGAAAGUGUCCUGGUGCAUUACGAGAAUUAUUGACUUCCCAGACUCUGAGAAGCAGAAGCGGCUGACGAUUCAGCUGGGCAUUGACAGUGAACUGGACCGGAAGAAGCAAGAGCACGGGGGCCUCAGGAACGUGCUGAGCCGGAUGGCCGAGAUGGAGCUGGAGGACCUGCCCGCCUACAUCCAGACUUGCUCCACGAUCUACGUGCCGGAGAUCGGGUUCCUGAUCGCAGUGCCCUUCUGGGCACCGAACCUGCAAGACACUGAUCUGCAGAUCCCAGGACUUGAGUUCAUGUUCAUUGCAUCAGAAGUUGCUCACUUCAAGUCUCCUAGAUGCCGUGAGUUGGAUGCUACUCUGGGCGACAUGAUGGUGAGCAUCGUACAACACGAGAAGCGUUUAAUCAGGAAUCUCGUGGAGUACGUGCGAGAGAAGAUUGUCCCACUUCACGAAAUGGUUCAACUGGCAGCCGAGCUUGACUGCUUGGUGUCCAUGUCGACGGUGGCCAGAGAGAACGGCUACUGCCGCCCUGCUCUGAGGAAAGAGCAGAUGCUGGAGAUCAAGGACGGACGCCACCCGCUCCAGGAGCUUUGCAUCGACAACUUCGUCCCCAAUGACACCUGUUCCGGAGGCACUCACAGCCUCAUGAAAGUGCUGACCGGGCCGAACGCCAGUGGCAAGAGCGUCUAUCUCAAGCAGGUGGCAUUGAUAUCGUACAUGGCUCACAUCGGCAGCUACGUUCCAGCCAGCUCUGCGACAAUCGGCAUCUUGGAUCACAUCCACUCUCGCAUCCAGACUGUCGAGUCCAUCGCCUCUCAGCUGUCUGCUUUCAUCAUCGACCUGCAGCAGAUGUCGCUGUCGCUGUACUGCUCCACGCCCAGCUCCCUCGUGGUGAUAGACGAGUUCGGCAAGGGCACGGCGGAGCUGGACGGGCUCGCCCUGCUGACUGCCUGCCUGCGCCACUACCUGUCGCGUGGCUCCAACUGCCCGCACGUGCUGGUCUCCACGCACUUCCACCAGAUCACCACGCUGCUGCCAGCCUCGCCUCUGCUCUCCUUCCAGACUUUGGAAUAUGUUCUGAGCAAAGACGAAGACAUAGUUUGCUUGUUCAAACUGAAGGAUGGCAGUGUGGAGUCUAGUUUCUCGCUGGCUGUUCUGGAAGCCAUCGGGGGGAGUAAAGAAACAGUUCAGCAGGCAGCCAAGGUGCUCAAGGCAUUCAAACAGGCAACACCAAUGGUUGAAAAUCAUCAAAGCAAAAUAUCGCAAAAGAAAGUUAAGUAUAUUGAACUUGCGAACAAACUUUUGACUUCAGAACUUGAUGAAACACUAGUUUCAGUCUUAAACAAAGACUUGAAUUUGGUUAGCAAGUUGAAGUAAAUGUUUUUGUGUACGUAAAAAUCAGGCUACAAGGAUAAAAUAGAAGCAGAUUCAGAACCUUCAAAUCAUUGAAGAGGUGAGUGGAAAUGAAGAGCUAGCCAAUGGCAAUAACAAAAUAGCAAUGCAUCUUUUCUGCCACGAGUCAUAACGAGCACUUUUAAUUUAUGAAGUUCUUCAGAAUAAAGCAUUUAUCUUUUGUAUUAAAUAUAUGUUUUCCAUUAAUGUCAUUCUCACUUGGAAUUCACAAAUACUGUUAUUUCAAUCUAAGACUAAAUAUGUACAAAAGUACUUAAUUUCCUGUAAUGAAUGAUCUAGCUAAAAAAAAAAUUAAAAAAUUGUAGUCUGUGUGUGUGAAGACUCAUCUUUGUAUGAAACAAAUAAGAAUAUAUUACAUUGCAUUUA